ACAUACAGUAUGUAAUAUAAUACUUACUACAUAGGAUUUAUUGCAAGACUUGGGUUAAUGCAAAUAAAGUGCUUAGACCAGGUACACGUCAUAAAGUGAGAGUUGAAUACACGUUAACCAUCGUUAUUAGCCAUAGUCAUUAACCACCUGGGGGAACCUCAGCUGGACUUGGAGUCUGAGCAUCCAGCUGGAAAGGCCUGUCUAGGAGUGUCUUCUGAAUGUGAUUUGCAUAACGGUUGAGGGCCAGCUGACGUCAAGGGCUUCUUGAAGUUCUAGGUCAGCGGUAGCCUUGGAAAUGCUUCCAGCUGCAAGACAGCCCUAUGGUCUCACCACCAACCCUGCUUCCUACUCAGCUGCCAAAGCACCAGGAAGUGAAACAGUUGAAGCCCCGUGCCUCCAACUCACCCCAUCUAUCUCAUCCUACCUCCAUUUCCUUGUCUUUCUUUUCAUCUCUCAUCUCCUAUCUUUUAGGACUCUCAGGACAGUGACCAGAGGUAGCAAAAGUGUAAGAGACACUACACAAAUAGAGUGGACUCCCCUUUGCGUCCCCCUCCCAAUUCCCUAUUCCAUUUCUCCCUUCCUAUGUAGACAAACCAUUUCUCCCCCAAACUGAACCAGUUCUAAGAUGCUGGAAAUGUUUCAUCUAAAGGUAAGUAGAUCCAUCACAGAAUCCUAAUAAUAACAUGUGAACCAGAAGUUUCAUUGGACAGUUUAAAAUAGUCCCAAAGGGUACUUGCUUCAGCAGCACAUUACUAAAAUUGGAAGGAUACAGAGAUUAGCAUGGCCCCUGUGCAAGGAUGACAUGAAAUCCAUAAAGCAUUUUAUAUUAAAAAAAAAUAGACUUCAGGCAGUGGUGGUACACACCUUUAAUCACAAUACCCGGGAGGCAGGCAGAUCCGAGUUUGAGGCCAGCCUGGUCUACAGAGUGAGUUUCAGGACAGCCAGGGCUACACAGAGAAAUCCCUUUCUCGAAAAACAAAAAGUCCUAAGGGAAGGGAGACCCCCAUUGAGAACAUGUCUAUCAGAGGAAAAGUUAGCUUAGGAAGGCUUUGAGCGCCUUCCCUGUGGUCAUCUACAGCCUCAUUCUGACGUCCAAAUUGUCCUGGGACCCUCCACUGGGGUUGGGGCAGUCCCAGCUUCAGACCACCCUCUCCUCCCACGUCCAACCUCACUCUCUCAGCUGCUUCCCUGGAGGUUGCAUAAUGGAGGGUGAUGAAAUCAGCCAUCAGUGGAUUUUACCCAUGGAUGCAAUAGGCUGGAGGAGAAGCAAGGGUCACUGCCACUGUCAACCACCCAGAACUCCUAGCUACACGUUUCUAGCUAUGGGGUACGAACAGGGGCGGGGGCUGAAAUGUUUAAGUUGGAUUUCCAGUCCUUGGUUAUACUGGCUCCCUGAAAAAUCAUUACCUAAACCCCACAGAACCCAUGACAACCUCAGGCUAAGUGGAAUGAAAAAUCAAGCGGUUCUUAGCCAGCAUUAUCACCCCCCAAAGUACCCUUUCCACAGUGAGGGCUGACGUGGAGCAGUAAUUUCUUACCUUGCCCUUAUGCAGCAUCUCAGAUCACAAAGUGUUUUCAUGGUUACUGUCGCCUCCAAAAUCAGGACCACCCAGUGAAAAGAACACCAUUUCCCACGGAGGAAAAGAAAAGCCUUGUUCUUACAUAGAAGGUGUCACACAGGAACCAAAUUUCAUUUCAAACUGAGCUCACCAUGGGAUUUGGAGAUGAAUGAACGCUGUUUUGGUUUUUUCCUCGGGCAAGAGGAAGUGAGGAAAUCAGAGUGGGAUGAGCCAUCUCUGUUCCUGGAGAGCGUGACACAUGUGUCCCAUCCUAGGCCUCUAGCCACAGCAACCUCACCACUCACUUCCCCUGGAACCGAGGAGGCAUACCUGGGCUCUCCACAGAGGGAGAUGAUGUAGGGAGGGAAAUCCCACCUGCUCUGAGUCACCUGCCAGUGUAAAGGGCGGGCCUUACGAUGCAGGGACCUUAAAAAGAGACUGCGAGACAAAGGGAAGAAAACAGGAAGCAGCUCAGGAACCGGACUACAAGAGUCAGAACAAAAGGGGCCGGUGCAGAGUCCACAAGGCCUGGUGCAGGUCACACAGCCAGCCGGAUCUGAGAAGCAGGCAACAAGAUGCUGGAUUGCAGAGCCGUACUACUGCUGUGGCUGAUGCCCUGGACCACUCAGGGCCUGGCUGUGCCUAGGACCAGCAGCCCCGACUGGGCGCAAUGCCAACAGCUCUCUCAGAAUCUCUGCACACUAGCCUGGAGUGCACAUCCACCAGUGGGACAUAUGGAUAUACUAAGAGAAGAAGAUGAAGAGACUCGAAAUGAUGUCCCCCGUAUCCAGUGUGGGGAUGGUUGCGAUCCCCAAGGACUCAAGGACAACAGCCAGUUCUGCCUGCAAAGAAUCCACCAAGGUCUGGUUUUUUACAAGCAGCUGCUGGACUCAGACAUCUUCACAGGGGAGCCUUCUCUGCUCCCCGAUGGCCCCGUGGGCCAGCUUCAUACCUCCCUACUGGGCCUCAGCCAACUCCUCCAGCCAAAGGAUCACCAUUGGGAGAGUCAACAGAUGCCCAGCCUGAGUCCCAGCCAGCAGUGGCAGCGUCCCCUCCUCCGCUCCAAGAUCCUCCGAAGCCUUCAGGCCUUUGUGGCGAUAGCUGCCCGGGUCUUUGCCCAUGGAGCAGCCACCCUGACUGAGCCCUUAAUGCCAUCAGCUUAAGUAUGGCACCCAGGUUCCCAAGGCUCAGCAAUGAUAAGAUUAAUUUAUCAACCCAGGCAUCCAUAAGCCAACAAGCUAACUGGUCCAUUAGUAAGUACUAUUUUUUGUUAUUGUUUUGUUUGAAGGGCAAGGACAAUUUUAUUAAAGAGAAAAACAAAAAACAGCCCAGAGUAGGUAGCUCUCUAGAGGAAGGAGAUGGAGACAGAGGAUAAGGUCAUGCCCUUUGCCAUGGAAGCUGGCAAGCGGCCGCAUGGUAGAAGGGGUGAGGGUGGGGGUGCACAUCAGAGAAACAGUGAGAAAGCCCAGGCUUUGGCCAGUAUCUGCAUGAGAAAGAAGAAAAAGGGCAAGUUGUACUUUUCUGAGUAACUAGGGGAAAUGUGCAGCUCACGGUGCAAAGGAAGCUCCGGUCUGCUUAGUCCCUGAGAUCUAACAAAUGACCAGUAUGGACCGACUUGUGACGCUAACCUGUGACAAACUUGCAUAUUUAUUAAUCGGGAGGGGAGAGUUUGGUAUUAUUUAUCCUUGUAACAGCAGUUUAGAGGAUUGUUAUUUAUUAUAUUUAUAAGGAAUUAUGUAUUUUUUCCAAUAAAGAUUUAUUUAUGUGC
This is a messenger RNA of Peromyscus eremicus (cactus mouse), 3327 nucleotides long. RefSeq names its product interleukin 23 subunit alpha (gene Il23a). Gene Ontology annotation, cellular component: extracellular region; interleukin-23 complex. The coding region runs from base 2135 to 2722 and encodes 195 amino acids. Gene Ontology annotation, biological process: positive regulation of T-helper 17 cell lineage commitment; positive regulation of T cell proliferation; immune response. Gene Ontology annotation, molecular function: cytokine activity. Lineage: Eukaryota; Metazoa; Chordata; Mammalia; Rodentia; Cricetidae. The transcript is spliced from 5 exons. The record is from RefSeq and is a predicted model, not a curated record.